Molecule: messenger RNA, 657 nt
Organism: Physella acuta
Lineage: Eukaryota; Metazoa; Mollusca; Gastropoda; Physidae
Product: large ribosomal subunit protein uL14m
Biological process (GO): translation
Cellular component (GO): ribosome; mitochondrion
Molecular function (GO): structural constituent of ribosome
Source: RefSeq, a predicted model, not a curated record
CCGCUUUCGUUUUCAGUUGUCAGGAAGGUUAGUGGUUGUACACAGUCAGUACAACGGGUUAUUCUCUCACAAUGGCACUGACCUUUUUCCCCUCAUUGUUUCCUGCAGUGUCAAGAUUGAGUACAACAUGCUGUUUCUUUAGUUCAUCUCAAAAACUGUAUGAAAUAAGGAAGAUGGCAAGAAUGAGAAUAGUUGACAACAGUGCUAUUGGUAAAGCUGCAUCUAAUGUUGGUAAACCAGCAAGAGUUAUUCAUGUUUAUAAUAAAAGAGAGGUGGGCUUGCUUGGAGACAAGGUUCUUGUGACAGUCAAGGGUGAAAUGAAGCGUGCCUAUAUUGUUGGACUAAGGAAGAAUCAGGCACCCAAUGUACCUCGUAUGGACACCAACAAUAUUGUUUUAGUUGAUGACAAUGGCAAUCCCCUGGGAAAUAGAAUUAUGGUACCCAUACCAUCCUCACUCAGGGGUAAAAAAGGAGAUUUAACCAAAAUUUUAUCCUUGGCCACAAGAUUUGUUUAGUUUUAUACUUUCUUUUUUUUUAAUCUCAAAAUAAAAGAUAAAUGAAAAAAGUUUUUUGUAUGCAUUGGACUGUGAGCAGCUGAUAGUUGGAAGCUAUAGGGUUUGGACAGUGGAUAGUUGGUAGCUAGGGUUUGGAUAGUGG